Molecule: messenger RNA, 1253 nt
Organism: Paramecium octaurelia
Lineage: Eukaryota; Ciliophora; Oligohymenophorea; Peniculida; Parameciidae
Source: the annotation of a GenBank genome assembly
AUGAAAACAGAAUCGGAUAAUGAAAUUGAGACUUUAUAAACGAUGUGGAAAAACAUAAAGUAUUAUGAUAUCUAAUCAAUAGACAACGUAUGGAAUCUAAACAUGAUGACUCAGAUAUUUUGUAACAGCCUCCAUAAUAGAUUACAAUCAAUAGCCCAUAUGCUGCUAAAAAUUAUUAAGUGCAAAUUUAAGCUUUGCAGGAUGAAUUGUUCCAAAAAAACACUAAAUUAAUAGCUGCUCAAUAAUAAUUGAAUUAAAUUAGCGAUGAAAAUUCAUAGUUAUAAGAUGAAUUAGAGUAAGUGAAAGUUGAAAAUUCGUUAAUGAAAUAGAAAUUAGAAUUAAUAGAAUCACAAAUAGAUUCGAUUUAAGCAGAUAAGGACAGUCUAAAAUUAAUAAGGUUAGAGAAUGAAUAGUUGAGAAUUGAUGUAAAAAAAUUACUUGAAUUAUUAAGAAAAACAAAGGAAUAUAAUAAUAUAGGUUUUGAUGAAAAUUAAUCAUACGUUAAAGGGAGUGUUAAAUUUGACACCAGGAAAUCUAAAAUUGAUGAAACGUAUACGAUUAUUUAAAUGUAUUUAUAGGAAUUGGGUUCCCACAAAAUGUAUAGAAUUGAUGUAAGAUUAUGAUAAUAAGGAAGAAGUCUUGUUGCAAUUGAGUAACUAAUUUCAUAAUUGUUAUGAUGAAAAGAUAAAUAAAUUAAAAUAGAAUUCUCAAUAAGAAAUUGAGUAAUUAAAAAGGCAAUUGGAUAGCAGAACUACAGUAGAUGGAAUGCAACAAUAGAAGUAAAUAGAAAGAUUGAAAAAAUAAAAAAAUGGAAGUGGCAAGGAUAAAGUGGGCAUUUCUUAAUUGCAAGAUUGCUUUAAUUUGAUCAAAUAAAAGGAAUUAUUGAUCAUAGAACUUUAGUAAAGGAUCCAAGAGAUGAAUUAAUAAAUGAAUGCAGAUGAAAAUUAUAGCAGUAUGAAAAAACAAGUAUUCAUUGAAGGGGCUUAAUGGAUGUGUAUUAAAUAAUCUAAUAAUAAUUAGUGGCUAAGAUAUUGGAUGAAGUAAUAGCUUAUGAAAUUAGUUUAAAUGAGUUGAACUAUGAUGUAGCAAUUAAAAUAGAGAGUCUAAUGAGUUCUGAAGAUAUAGUUUAAUAAUAAAUCAUAAACAAAGUCUAUUAUUGGAUAACUGAUACUUCAAGAGAAUUAAUUGACACUUUUAAAGAUAAGCUACAAUCAAUUAUGAAUACUACAAAUAGUAGAAUUUAAUAGUUAUGA